UGUUUGACCCGAACUUGGACGUAUCAGAUUGCAGUAUGCGUACAACCCAACCUCAAUGAAUACCGCAACUUCUCACAACAUCUAGCCCUAAUCGGCAAUCUCAGCAUUGAAUGCAUAGGGAACUGGGCUGUCAGUCUUCGACCGCUGUUUGAUCGGAUUUGUUAUUUUCAUUGACCUGAGAGAGAAGCACGCAGUUCUCCAGGCCGCCUCAACGGUCGCAACUCGCCCAAGAUGUCACUCCAAGUCAGAGGCCCCGACUUCUCGGUGACGAAGCAGAAGGCCCUCGAAGAUGCGAAAAAGAUGCAAGCGGCGGUGGACGAUGAGGUGGCCAAAGCUGGACAGGAUAAGCCGCCAUAUCUUCUCAAUGAACUCAUUGGCAAGGGAAGUUUCGGUCGCGUCUAUAAAGCAACCGACAUCAACACUAGCAUGCUUGUUGCGGUCAAAAUCAUCGACAUUGAAGAGAGCGACACCGUCAACCCCAAGCUUGCCGACACCUUCAAGGAAUUUUUGGCCGAGGUCAACGCUUUGAAGCUUCUCAGUGACAGCGGCGCAAGGAACAUCAAUCAUGUCAUCGACGCAUUGCCCGUCGGCCAAUCCAUGUGGAUGAUCACGGAAUACUGCGCUGGAGGAAGUGUGGCAACACUCAUGAAGCCGACCGCCCCCGGUGGUCUGCAAGAGAAGUGGAUCAUCCCAAUUCUCAGAGAGGUCUCUGAAGCCGUCUUCUGGGUUCAUCGGCAAGGCAUCAUUCACCGCGAUAUCAAGUGCGCCAAUGUUCUAGUUACUGAGGCUGGCGGAGUGCAACUUUGCGAUUUCGGAGUGGCCGGUGUCAUUGAGACGAAAUUUGACAAGCGAUCGACCUUCAUCGGAACCCCUCACUGGAUGGCUCCUGAACUUUUUGAUCAGUCAACAUCGUAUGGAACAGAGGUGGACAUUUGGGCAUUCGGCUCCAUGGUUUUUGAGAUUGCUUCUGGCUUACCGCCAAACGUCAUGGCAGGCGUCGACGUAUAUCAGCUUGGAAAUUACAUCAAGGCACACACGCCUAGAUUGGAGGGCGACCAGUACUCCGACCGACUGAAGCAUUUGGUCGCCUACUGUUUGGAGGAGGAUCCGACCAAGCGACCGACAAUUGAAGAAGUACAAAACCACCCUUAUAUCGCCAACUCGACCCAAGAAUACCCGGCAGCAUCACUAGCAUUACUAGUGAGAGGAUUCAAGCUUUGGGAGUCUCAAGGUGGCAGCCGUAAAUCACUAUUUGCUCCUGGAGGAGCCCAGGGCAUGUCUGGCAUGGAUGAGUCCGAUUUCUCAUCCACUGCGAUGGCCAACGACGAAUGGACUUUCAGCACAACAAUGGCGUUUGACCAACAGGUCUUCCAAGAUACGGAUACUCAGGCAGUCUACGAUGUGUACGGCUCAAACGUGGAAUUCGACCCUAUGCUUCUGGACGACAUGUCUCGAUCCAAGCCGAAGUCGCGGCGUAGACCGCCACCUCAGCAACUUGCCGCCAUGAAGGCUCCUUUAGAGAAAGUGUUUGACCCGAACACCAUAUCCAACUAUGAAGACAACUCCCGGGCAUACUAUGGCAGGCCAAUCCCUCCACCAACUUCAGAUCUUCCGUUGCGAGACGAUUCACUCCAGUCAACAGCAGUGAGAGAAUCGCUCAUCGACCUAGACGCUUCACUUCACGGCGGUGAUCUGUCCAACUUUGUGGAUAUGAACACCAUCAGAGCCGGCGCACCACGCGUAUCUGUCGAUUAUCACAUGGGCGACGAGCCAGACUUCAGCAAAGCACCUUCGAGCGACCCGGCGGAUCUGAACCCGAACAGAAGGACACAGGACUGGAAGUUUCCUUCAAUGGCGCCUCCGGCUUCCGCGAACCCGGAAAUGUCGAGGUUCCCCUUCAACGAAGACCGACCCUUCCACGAAGAUAGGCCCUCAUGGGAUAACCCUUCGGGACCCAGCUCUGCCUCGCGCCCGCAAAUGUUCCACCACCAGACCGAUCCUGUCCCAGCUCCUAACUAUGGCGGCGACUUGAUGGUUCCCCGGCCUGGCUCACAGAUGAACAACAGAGAGUCCACGGGGAGCUUAAUCGACCUCGACAUGGGCUUGGCCGAUAUGGAUGAACUUAUGGUUCCGCCUCCCAGUAACAUGAAUAACCGUGUAUCGACUGGUAGCUUGAUCGACCUCGACAUGGGCUUGGCCGACCCCAUGCCGGAGCUAACUCGCCCUUCAACGGCAAACUCAGAUGUCGCAUCUGUCAGCGGCUCAGAGAUGGGAAUGGCAAACCCUUUCGACCUGGAGCGCCAUGCUUCUCUUUACGUGCCCAUGUCAAACCGAGAGCCAUCCCUUUAUGUUCCGACAUCGAACAGGGAGCCGUCUCUUUAUGUACCAACAUCAAACCGAGAACCAUCAAUCUACGUCUCAGACGAUUCGGAUUUCGCCUCACGCGCUCCCAAAGACGACGAUCAACUAAGCCUCGUCGACCUCUCCCUAGCUGAGCCUGGUGCCACCGUUCGGCCCAACGGUCAGGGUGGGCUGCGACUCAAUACGCAUCGCUCCUUCAACAGCGUCAAUAGUGCCGACUAUUCCGACCCCGAGUAUCUGACUCCACAGCAGGCCGCCCAGCCAGCCCUGCCGCCAGGUAUCCCGCGAUCAGUAGGGAACCGGGACAGCGGCACUCUUCCUCUGCCUCCCCCACCAGCGCCGCCAUCUGUGGAGGUCAUGCAAGGUUCAGCGAGCGCAGACGCCGUGAAGGAAGAGCUGAGGAGAAUGGCGAUGAGUCUGGGUGAGCAUUUGAGCCACGCGAACCAGUAUCUGUCGACGCUCCCAGUGCGUAAGGGCGGAAGGCAGGACCUGAUGGGUGAAUCCACGUGAGGGGGUUGAUAUGUUUGGCUUUGUUUUAUACGCUUGGGAAGCAGUACGAAAAUACGGCGAGGAUCUACUUAUGUAGUUAUGGAGCAUUGGCGUUGGAGGUGUAUGGACUAUUGAGGAAGGACAUGUAUGACUACUCUGAGUUGGAUGCUAGGUUGGCAUGGGCAAUUUUUGUUUUGAGCGAGAAG
This is a messenger RNA of Colletotrichum godetiae, 3056 nucleotides long. Its product is annotated as kinase-like domain-containing protein. Lineage: Eukaryota; Fungi; Ascomycota; Sordariomycetes; Glomerellales; Glomerellaceae. Bases 232 to 2871 code for a protein of 879 amino acids. Gene Ontology annotation, molecular function: protein serine/threonine kinase activity; ATP binding. Gene Ontology annotation, biological process: chromosome segregation; protein phosphorylation. The record is from RefSeq and is a predicted model, not a curated record. The transcript has a single exon. Gene Ontology annotation, cellular component: nucleus; mitotic spindle pole body; cytoplasm.